Molecule: messenger RNA, 726 nt
Organism: Cylicocyclus nassatus
Lineage: Eukaryota; Metazoa; Nematoda; Chromadorea; Rhabditida; Strongylidae
Source: the annotation of a GenBank genome assembly
AUGGCAAAGGCGGCUAUCAUCCUCGUGUCGACACUGUCGGGAACGGAAGUUUGCCCGCAGAAAGGAACGUCUACAACAAAGGUUUCUCCCGGUUUUACUCUUUGGACUCUUACAUUUUGUCUCGUUGUCACCAUAUCUAUGUGGCAGGAAAGAAGAGCUCUCGUAGCUGCUGGAGUUGGCGCAUUUGUGCUUGUUUACUGUAUAAUAAAACAUUACAAGAACAAAGCUAAGAACAACGUGAUACCUAUUGGAGUUGUGAAAGAGCUAUACGUGUAUCCAAUAAAGUCAUGCAAAGGAAUCAGUGUAUUUUCAAUUUUUUGCCAUCCCCUUGGUCCCGUAUCUGGGGAGAACUUUGAUCGCUUCUUCAUCGUCAUUGAUGGCAAAACUGGGCGGUUUUAUACAGCUCGACGAAGCCUGUGAUGGUAACAAUCGAAUGUAACGUCAACGACAAUAAACUUACUGUGAAAACCAAAGAAGGCAACACUGUUGUCGUUGACAUCGAAAGCGUCCGCCAGAAAAACCUCGUAAACUCAGCAUUGUGAGUGAAUGGAAUUAGCUAAUUUUUUCUCAGAUAAUAUGACUUUUGUGGCUAAGAAAAAUAUACGUAAAUCCCAUGGUUGAUGGUAGAAUUGAUUAGAUGUUGAAAAAAAUCAUAGGACUACAAAGGUAGUAGGUCUUCAUUCCGCCUGUCUUCAUUCUCACUCAAACAAAUGAUUUGGUAAGCCC